AUGACCAUUCAUCCUCUAUCCGUCUUCCUCAGUUUCCGCUUCCUGAUCGAGCUUUUCACCACGAUUCCCUUUCUCAUCUCCAAUUUCCUUGAACACGGUCAAUUUCUUUACGAUAAACCGGUGGAUGCACUCAACACCAAACUCGUUUACCUCGUUGGAAUGCUCAUUGUUUUAUUAUACAACGGCGUCUCGGCAUUUCAAUAUUGCGAAGUGACCUUUGCCAAUAUCAACUAUUCGAUACUAGACUCUUUAUAUGUAGUCAUGGUGACAUUGUCCACCGUAGGUUACGGAGUGAUGAUGCUGCUCAUUGUUAUUUCGCUCGCGGUCUUGCCUGGUUUAUUAACUGAUGUGAUGAGCACCUUACGAAAACGACGCGAGGGCGGAGGAUGUGUUUCGAAAGGGGCCAUGCCAUUUAUCUUAAUUGUCGGUGUUUUCCGUCCGGACCAGGUCAAUGACAUACUGGAAGGCUUUCUCAACAGGGAAAACAAAGAAGCUUAUUUGAAUGUGGUGUUCUUGGACAUAAACUCACCCAACGAGGAACUCAAGUUUUAUGAGAGAAAUUCCAUCUGGGGUCAUCGCGUCCAGUUCCUUCAUGGCUCGGCAUUGAAUAUUGAAACAUUGAAACGAGUGCGAGCUCGAUAUGCUAAAGCUAUCUUCACAAUGGCAGAUCAUUAUGCUGCCGAUCCAGCCAAAGAAGAUGAGCGUAAUACCGUUCGACUGUGGUCACUCUACUGCUAUACUGUUGGAUACAAUGUGCCCAUCUACAGCUACAACCUGUCGCCCGAUACUGCCGUCUAUCAGAAAAUGGCCAAACAAAUCAUUUGUGUUCGCGAAUUUAAACAAUAUUUACUGGCCAUGAACUGUUGCUGCCGUGGAUCUUCCACAUUACUGACUAACUUACUGCAUCAAAGACAACCCAUGAAUCGAUACGACGAACCUUGGCAAGCGCAAUAUGGUUAUUACUAUCUUGCGCAGAUCGUCUUCAGAGAGUGCCAAGUGAUUUUAUUUGCGAUCAAAAGACAGCAUAAACGCGAAGGGUCGGAAGAAAUCAUGCUGAACCCUGGCAAUCAUUACAUCAUCAAAGACACGGAUCUUUGCGUAUACAUGGCCGAAAGUCCCAGUGAAAUUAAAGAUAUUAAUCAAUUGGUAAGAGUCGAAUCAGCGUCUCGGCUCCCUAUCCAUAUUUCAUCGUCCACCGUGUCCACGGCAGGUCACAGCGGCCGGUUUCCUUAUCAGUUGUCCUAUUUACCCACGUCUCGUCACGCCUUGAUGACCGGAAGUUCGUCCAUCGUUGGUCAACUGAGUGAUGGUACCCCGGUGGACCGUGAACGCCUGGGAUGCUACCUGCUGGAUCAUCCAGUGACGCUAGAUGAUGUCACGCUGGAAAACGCCGAUGGCAUGGAAGACCACAUCCUCGUCUGCCUUCAUCGACGGUUCACUAAUAUUUUCAAGUUUAUUUAUAAUUUAAGAUCUCCGCAUUUAGCCCCUGAAGAAUUGCAGGAAAUCGUCCUGUUAUGCACCGUGCCACCUACACCAAAAAUGUUUGAACUUUUAGAUCGGUUUCCCAAAGGCGAUUGUCGACGGCCGGAUGAUUUGCUUCGCGCUGGUGUGAAACGGGCUCGACAAGUCGUCGUGAUGAGUGAGAAAGAAUGUUUGGAACAGUACGAAAAGUCGUCUGACAGUCCGGCGAUGUAA
Molecule: messenger RNA, 1695 nt
Organism: Radiomyces spectabilis
Lineage: Eukaryota; Fungi; Mucoromycota; Mucoromycetes; Mucorales; Radiomycetaceae
Exons: 14
Coding region: 1-1695 (564 amino acids)
Biological process (GO): potassium ion transport
Cellular component (GO): membrane
Source: RefSeq, a predicted model, not a curated record